Messenger RNA from Carassius gibelio (silver crucian carp), 1811 nucleotides. RefSeq names its product thialysine N-epsilon-acetyltransferase. Lineage: Eukaryota; Metazoa; Chordata; Actinopteri; Cypriniformes; Cyprinidae. Gene Ontology annotation, molecular function: N-acetyltransferase activity. The record is from RefSeq and is a predicted model, not a curated record. The transcript is spliced from 6 exons. The coding region runs from base 135 to 650 and encodes 171 amino acids.
GCUGUUUUAGCAGUUUCUAAGAGCCACGUGAGAGUCAGAGCAACACAAACACAUCGCUUCCGUGUUUACAUUUAAGAACAUUCCACGUUGACUCCGAUUUUGUUGCUCAGCUUGUUAAUAUUGUUGAACACGGGAUGGAUUUCACGAUCCGGGCCGCCACGCUCGAGGACUGUAAGGACAUCUCGCGGAUGAUACUGGAGCUGGCUGAGUAUGAGAAAGUUUUGGACCAGGUGAAGAUAACACAAAGAGAUCUGGAGCAGGAUGGAUUCUCCAAAAACCCUUUUUUCCAUGGAAUUAUUGCUGAAGUGCCAGAGCACCAUAAGUCUGGAGAGGGUCACACCAAGGUUGGUUACUCUCUGUACUUCUACUCAUACAGUUCAUGGAAAGGUCGGGCAGUGUACAUGGAGGAUCUGUAUGUGAUGCCAGAGUUCAGAGGUAAAGGCAUUGGCAAGGCUCUGAUGUCCAAAGUUUCCCAGCUUGGUCUGGCUGCUGGUUGCACUCAGAUGAAUUUCACUGUACUGGACUGGAACAAAUCAUCUCUUGACUUCUACCUAAAGCAGGGCUGCUGGGAUGUGACCUCUGACCUCGGCUAUCACUGCAUGCGCUGUGAGGGCGAUGCCCUUGAACAGUUAGCCCAGGGGGACCUUUAAAUUUUAAAGCACAUAGAUUAACCCAUCAACCCCUGAGCCACAAGUAACAAGUUGUUUGAUAAGCACAGGAUGACAGUAAACUGUCAGUUAAAAUGGGAAAUUUGAAAUAAGUAACCAUGCUCAUACUCAUAUCCUACAUGCUGCAACUUUAUGAGGCGAUAUAGAGGAGCAUUACUGCAGAGAACAACAGACAGAAGACACUGCUUAUUUAUGUUGCCUCAAAAAAAAAACAUUGAUUCAUUCUACACAUUUAAAAUAGUGAAGUCUGGCCUAACCAAAGAUUCAGAAGUACACUGUUGUGUUAUUAGGAAUCACAUCUGUAUUGGACAUAUUAUGACAUAAUCAUUUUUCUACUAGUGGAAAGAGUGGAAGUGAAAUUGUUACACUUCAUGCUGUUACAGUCGUUUAGAAUUUAGAAUCUUAGAGGUUCUACUUAAAUAGCCAUUUUAGUAUUUAGUCAUAUAUAAUGUGUCAUUUUAUUUGUACAUUUGAAUAUUUAUUUGUACGUUUGAACAUCUAGUCAGUCUCGCUCACAAAACCACUUGAUCUAAAAUUAUACACAAGUAGUGUUCUUAAACUGUAUAUGAAGAACUGACUGGUACACAAGAUUCACAGCCACCUAGAACAUGAAGAUGUGUCUGUUUAUGGUGAACAUGUACAGAUAUGAGCCACAUACUUUACUUGACUAACUUUUGGUAACUAUUACCAGUUAUAACAGAGAAUAAUCUCACUAAAAGUAGAUUUAUGGACUACAAUUGCAAAUUAGCUAUAUCCUAUUUGUUAUUGGUUAGUGGAACCAUGCUUGGAUUUGGCUUUUCUGAAUUGUUCACUUUGCCUUGUAGAUUAUUUGUGUGCAGUUUUCAGUAACCAGAUAUUUAAUGUUUAUUGCAAAAAGGUCUUUGGCGAGAAAAUCUUGUGCUGUUACUGAAUAAAUCAUAAGCGUGAACAAUAUACAACCCGUAAGUACCUCAGUGUGUAAAUUUAGUUAGUAAUUAGUAACAUUGUAUGACCUGUUAGGAUGGAACUGUUAUUUUGUAGCACUUUAGAGAACAUCUGUGUAGCCUCAUUGUAAAGAUGAUGGCAGAAAAGUUACAAGCUGCUGUAUCCAAUGUACUGUGGAGUCUGUUCUGUCGGCCAUUGAUAAAAGUACCUUUGUCCAUG